Messenger RNA from Trichoderma reesei QM6a, 534 nucleotides. RefSeq lists its product as uncharacterized. The annotation marks the transcript as partial. NCBI's taxonomy places the organism in Eukaryota, Fungi, Ascomycota, Sordariomycetes, Hypocreales, Hypocreaceae. The transcript is spliced from 3 exons. The record is from RefSeq and is a predicted model, not a curated record. Gene Ontology annotation, molecular function: hydrolase activity.
AUGUCAUGCCCAGACUGUUUCCGCGGCUCCGUCCACGAAGGGGACCCGCGCGGCAAAGUCACCCACGCCUACGGUCUAGAAACAUACGUCGUCGAGCCGUCCAACGGCCAACCCCCGAAAGGAAUCGUCGUCCUGCUACCGGACGGCUUUGGCUGGGAGUUUGUCAAUCUGAGGCUGCUUGCUGACCAGUAUGCCGAUAUGGGCGGGUUCAAGGUGUAUGCGCCCGAAUUCAUGAACGGGCGAGCCAUGCCAUUCCGCCACUUGUUCCGCGUUAUAUGUGCCAUGGUUCCCUUCAUCACCUACAACUGGCCCAGCAGGGCAUGGCCCCGCGUCAAGGGCUUCUUCGAACAGCUCCGCAAGGAAGAGGGCUCCUCCCUACCAGUCGGCGCCGCGGGCUUCUGUUGGGGCGGCAAGCAAGUCAUUCUCCUGGCCCACGGCGACACGAUCGACGGAAGACCACUGAUUGACGCCGGAUUCACGGGUCAUCCGAGCCUUUUGAGUAUUCCGGGCGAUAUCGAGAAGCUGAAGGUGCCC